AUGGAAACUUCUGACGAGGAAAACUUCACUGUAGCCAUCUCCUCCCCUUCUGACGCUGAGUUUGAUGCAGUCGUUGGGUAUCUGGAGGAUAUUAUUAUGGAUGAUGAUUUCCAGUUAAUACAGAGGACUUUCAUGGAGAAGCACUACCAGGAGUUUGAUGACUCAGAAGAAAACAAGUUCAUCUAUACUUCUAUUUUCAAUGAAUACAUCUCUUUGGUGGAGAAACACAUUGAAGAGAAACUGCUUGACCGGAUCCCUGGCUUUGACAUGACAGCUUUCACACUGUCCCUGCAACAGCACAAAGAUGAAAUGGCAGGUGACAUAUUUGAUAUGCUUCUCACUUUUACUGACUUUCUGGCUUUCAAAGAAAUGUUCUUGGAUUACAGAGCUGAAAAAGAAGGUCGAAGCCUGGAUUUAAGCAGUGGGUUGGUGGUGACUUCAUUGAACAAAUCAUCAAUGUCCUCCUCCUAG
Messenger RNA from Chaetura pelagica (chimney swift), 471 nucleotides. It is a transcript of the gene ARL2BP, whose product is annotated as ADP-ribosylation factor-like 2 binding protein. The coding region runs from base 1 to 471 and encodes 156 amino acids. The transcript has 6 exons. Gene Ontology annotation, cellular component: mitochondrial intermembrane space. The record is from RefSeq and is a predicted model, not a curated record. Gene Ontology annotation, biological process: maintenance of protein location in nucleus; positive regulation of tyrosine phosphorylation of STAT protein. NCBI's taxonomy places the organism in Eukaryota, Metazoa, Chordata, Aves, Apodiformes, Apodidae.